GGAGGGCCCACAACUUCACACAUACACUGUGUCAAAGUCAAACUCCAACCACUCCCAUCUUUUAUCUCUCUCCCUUACCCAUUUCGUCGGUUCCUCCCCACCACCUGCCUUCUUCUUCUUCUCUCUCCUUCUUUCUGACCCUCUCUGCAACAAAGCCAAAUCCCAAAAUGACAGCCAUGAGCAACCUCAGCUCAGACGUCACAGAGCUCAUAUUCUCCUACCUCCCAAUCCCAACCCUCAUCCGCGCCUCCACCGUCUGCAAGCUCUGGCACUCCAUCAUCUCCUCCUCCACCUUCUCCCAGCUCUCCACCCAAUCCCAGAAAUACCCCUGGUUCUUCCUCUACGGCAUCCACAACACCUCCUCCAACUUCAACCAGUCCUUCGCCUUCGACCCAGUCUCCAAUCGCUGGUUCCGCCUCCCCUCCCCCACCUUCCCUUCCCAGUCCUCCUCCUUCCUCGGCGUAGAUGGCUUCUUCCUCAUCACCGCCCCAUUCUUCACCUUCUCCCCAAUCCUCAAGCGCCAUUUGCACUCUACCUCCCCUCUCCGCUUCUCCCGCAUCAACCCCCUUGUCGGCGUCUUCGACUCUGGCUCGUCGUCUCCGCCAAGCUUCAUCGUCGUCGGCGGCGUCCGCUUCAUCGGCAAUUUGGUCGACAUCGAGGACCGUUUGGCUGUGGAGAUUUACAAUCCCAAUUCCGAUUCUUGGCUCCUCUGCCCUCCUCUCCCCGCCGAUUUCCGCUCCGGCAACUCGUCCCAGAGUCUCUCAUCGGCCCUCUUCAAGCGUCGGUUCUACGUCUUCGGCAUCUACUCCUGCUUCAUUUCCUCAUUUGAUCUCCACACCCAUCUCUGGAGCGAGGUCCAGACUCUCCGCCCACCCGGGGUCGUCUUCUCCUUCUUGAUUUCCUGCAUGGACCGGCUCGUUCUAGCUGGAAUCUGCAACGGCCCUCUUGGGUCCUCCUUCAAUUUGUGGAAGAUCGAGGAGGCCACCAUGGAGUUCAGCGAGAUUGCGAUCAUGCCUCAUGACUUGUUGUAUGGGUUGUUCGAUGGGGAUGAAGAAGACAAGUUUGCAAGCUUGAAAUGCGUGGGGCUGGGCAAUCUGAUAUACGUGUUCAAUGAGGAGUAUCACAAGAAGUACCCAGCUUGUAUCUGUGAGAUUAGCAGUGAGGAUGGGAAGUGUAGAUGGAGGAAAGUGCCCCAAUUGCCUUCCCCUGUUAAUAAGUUCCAUAAAGUUGUUAGCUUUUCGUCCACGGUUUCGCUUCAUAGUAUUCUUCAGAGUGAAGGAGGAGGAGAUGAUGUUGCCCCUGUGCAGCCCAUGUUUGACUGAUAUUUGCUUCCUCAAUUUCUUGAUGGCAGGGUUACUUGGCCAAGAAAAAAUAUCAUUUUUCAAAUUUGUAGAUAAUGCUGGAGGGUGGUCCUUUUAUAUCACCUAGCAUCUUGUUGUCCUUUAUGUAGACGAUGUUUAAGAAGCUUGUAUACAACAGACGAGCAAAUUAAAUCAUGGCAGGACUAACGUCGAUGUUUAUCUACCUUCUCGUCCGUCCCGGUUAAAGACAUCCUCACUCCUUGUAUUAUUCUGCUUAAUUUCGUAGCAUCUGUAUAAUAAGUACUCUUAUUGUUUGUGUUAUCAUUUGAUGUCAA
This is a messenger RNA of Prunus avium (sweet cherry), 1636 nucleotides long. RefSeq names its product Galactose oxidase/kelch repeat superfamily protein. Lineage: Eukaryota; Viridiplantae; Streptophyta; Magnoliopsida; Rosales; Rosaceae. Gene Ontology annotation, molecular function: protein binding. The record is from RefSeq and is a predicted model, not a curated record.